Molecule: messenger RNA, 450 nt
Organism: Baudoinia panamericana UAMH 10762
Lineage: Eukaryota; Fungi; Ascomycota; Dothideomycetes; Mycosphaerellales; Teratosphaeriaceae
Exons: 4
Coding region: 1-450 (149 amino acids)
Biological process (GO): vesicle-mediated transport
Cellular component (GO): Golgi membrane
Source: RefSeq, a predicted model, not a curated record
AUGGGCACGUUCGCGGAAGAGUUCAGGUCGCGGAACUUCAGCAUAUACGGUCAAUGGACCGGCGUGCUCUGCGUAAUCCUCUGCUUCGCGCUGGGUAUCGCCAACAUCUUCCACUUCCACUGGGUCAUCCUCUUUAGCGUCUUCUGCCUUGUCUCAGCCUUCAUCAUCCUCUUCAUAGAGGUACCGCUCCUACUACGAAUCUGCCCAACUUCCGCCGGCUUCGACGCCUUCAUUCGCCGCUUCGAGACCAACUAUAUGCGCGCGGCAAUCUAUCUCGUCCUCUCCAUCAUCCAAUGGCUCUCGAUCAUUGCGCUCACGACGUCGCUUAUUGCGUGUGCAGUAGUGCUCCUUAUUGCGGCUAUCUUCUAUGCGUUGGCGGGAAUUAGAGGGCAGGCUUUCAUCAAUAGCAAGACGCUGGGUGGACAAGGUGUUGCGCAGAUGAUUGUGUGA